AUUUUGCUGCAUAAACUGCAGAGACAAGCUUGUUUGUUCAUCUCUCUAUCUACACGGAGAUAUUGCGUAAAAGAUGGCUACCUCAACGAAAUUGAUAAUUGUGAACAACAUCACUCUCCCCGAGGAGGCCAAACACUUCGUCUUCUAUCAAGAUCCGCUGAAACCAGGUCUCGACACUGACGUGUUCGUGUGGCGCACACUCAACAUUCAAUCCGGAGGAGGACAGGGAUACAUCACCGUUCCAUUUGACGUGCAGUACACAGCAUCAGUGACUCACUCGUCUGGUAGUGGUGAGACAUCCAAGCCGUACUCAGCAAAAAAUGGUGACGUGCUCACUGUCACAAAGGACACAGGAAGUGACGCUCCAAUACUGACUAAAAGAAGCUCAGCUCCUGCUCCUAAUCCUAGUACCAACUACGUCGCUGUGAAGAACGAAUACGCGGGAGUGAAGCAAGUCGUCGUUCAAGCCCUCAAGAACGGUUCUCCUCUCGUUCAGCAAACAAUGAUCGAUCUGGGUGAUGUAGCACAGUUUGAAAUCCACUCUGUUGUCUACUUGGCUUGGCGUAGCGAUCUGCAACAGGGAGAUUCGUUCAAAAGCGGUACGUACGCAGCCACCUCCCAAAAAAUCGACCUCACAGACCCGAUUACUCAAUUGCCAGCGAAAACCGUCAAGGUGACUGUCACCAACAAAGGCAAUGAAAUUCAGAUAAAAGUGGAGUAUCCAAGCAACUGAAACAGUUAGCGUGCAAGCUGUUCCACUCCAAAUGACUGAUUGUGGAGAAAAACUCGAUCAUCGCGUAGCUAUACGUAGUGCAUGAUGUUGUUGCUGAUUUCUGUGACUCUGUACGUCCGAUGUAGUCACUAGAGUGUGAUUAAUCAAACGUAGAGAAGCUGUCGUA
Messenger RNA from Corticium candelabrum, 899 nucleotides. RefSeq lists its product as uncharacterized. NCBI's taxonomy places the organism in Eukaryota, Metazoa, Porifera, Homoscleromorpha, Homosclerophorida, Plakinidae. The transcript has 2 exons. The record is from RefSeq and is a predicted model, not a curated record. Bases 74 to 733 code for a protein of 219 amino acids.